This is a messenger RNA of Scomber scombrus (Atlantic mackerel), 2372 nucleotides long. RefSeq names its product tripartite motif-containing protein 16-like. The coding region runs from base 1 to 1692 and encodes 563 amino acids. Lineage: Eukaryota; Metazoa; Chordata; Actinopteri; Scombriformes; Scombridae. Gene Ontology annotation, molecular function: protein binding; zinc ion binding. The transcript has 7 exons. The record is from RefSeq and is a predicted model, not a curated record.
AUGGCUGAGAAGAAACAUAAACAAGAGGAGAGGUGUGGAGUUGACCUGAACCCGGAUCAGUUCCGCUGUUCAGUAUGUCUGGAGCUGCUUUUAGAGCCAGUCACUCUUCACUGCGGUCAUAGUUUCUGCCAAAAGUGUAUAAAACGCUUCUGGGACGUGAAGAAUGUGAAGGGAGAGUACACCUGCCCCGAUUGCAGAGAGAGAUUCAGUCCCAGGCCUGUGCUGCGGAGGAACAACACACUGGCUGAGGUUGUGGAGAAGCUGAAGAGGAGUCAGAGCCAGCAGACUUCUCCCUCUGCUCCUCUGGCUUGUGAUGCCCCGACAGAUGUUGUCUGUGAUUUCUGCGGUGGUACCAAACCCAUGAAAGCCACUAUGUCUUGCCUGACGUGCUUGGCAUCGUACUGUCCAGCCCACCUCGAGCCUCACUACAGUGUUCCUGUGUUGAUGAAGCACCAGCUAGUCUCUGCUAUGGUCCCGCUGUGUACGAAGAUAUGUACAGAGCACAGCAAGCUGAUGGAGAUCUACUGUCAGACAGACAAGCAGCUUGUUUGCUCUCUGUGUACUGUAAAAGACCACGAGGGACACAAAACAGUCCCUGUUUCAACACAGAAGGCUGAGACAGAGAAAUGGCUGGUCUCAAGUCAAAAGAAAGUCCAGGAAAGAGUCCAGCAGGGAGAGGAGGAGCAGAGAAAGCUCAGCGAAGAGGAGGAGAAUCUCAAGAGUUGUGCCGAGGCUUCGGUGAAAGACUGUGACAAGAUCUUCGACCAGUUAAUCUCCUCCAUGCAGAAAAGACGCAGCGAGGUGAAGCAGCUGAUCACAGCACAGGAGAAGUCUGCAAUCACUCAGGUUAAAGAGCUGCGGCUGCAGCAGGGGGAAGAGAUUGCCAAGCUGAGAACAAGAGACGCUCUCCUGGAACGGCUGCUGUACACCGACGACCACAUCUAUUUGAUUCAGGCUUUCUCCAAUUUCUGCGACCCUCCGGAGAUUUCAGUUGGAGCUGGUCCUCCACGCUCCUUCAGAGAGGUGACUGACUGUGUGUCUGAGCUGAGAGACAAGCUGGAGGCCAUGCUGAAGGACACGUGGCCAAGGAUCUCUGCCACAGCUUCUUAUGUAGACUUCACACUGACACCAGAACCAACAACCAGAGAGGAGUGUUUACAAUAUCGCUGUGCUCUCACACUGGAUGUGAACUCAAACUACGCCUAUCUCUACCUGGUAGACAAGAUGCACAGGAUGAAGCCUGGUCCCAGCCCAUAUGCUGCUCACCCAGACAGGUUUACUAAGUUUGCACAAGUGCUGUGCGAAGAGGGUUUGUCAGAGCGAUGUUAUUGGGAGGUGGAGUGGUACGGUCGCUCUCUCUCUGCUGCAGUGUCAUACAAAGACAUCAGCCGAACAUCGGAUGACUCACGGUUUGGAAGCAACAACAAGUCCUGGAGCUUAGAGUGCACAUCAAAGGGCUACUCGUUCCGUCACAAUAAUGUAGAAACACCAGUGUCAGGACCUUGCUCCUACAAGAUUGGAGUAUACCUGGAUUAUAAAGCAGGCAUCUUGUGUUUUUAUCAUGUCUCUGACUCGGUGGUGCUGCUCCACAAAGUUCAGACCACCUUCACACAGCCUCUCUAUCCUGGACUCGGGCUUGACUAUCAAUGGUAUGAUGCUGGAGUGUAUGCACAGCUGGUCAAGUUGUUGUAGUAAAAGUGUGUGCUGCAACAUAAAAACACUAGAGGAGUAUAGAUGGGAGAACUUAAAAGACUUUGGUGCUUAAACAUAACAAAAUAUUUAUUUUCUUCUUUUUCCAUCUAUAAUAUUUUCCUUCAUGUCCCUCCCAGAGCUUCUUUCUAGAGAAAUACAGUUUAAAAAAAAAAAAAAAUGGUAUCUCUGCUUUUGCCGGUCAGAUGUUAUUGUGAAGGGAAGGUGACAGAGCGUGAAAACUCUGAUAAAACCUGCCUUAACAUGAAUGAAUUAGAUCUAGCCUGUAGUGAAAAGGCUUUUGACUUUGUUUUUGUUGGUACUUGAGCUUGAUACGAUCUAAAGGCUCAUCAAGAAGUUUUUCAUCCAAGAAAAGGCAAAGCAACAUGCAAGUCAAUGCAAGUGCCCAGUCCUUAAGGGGUUUUUGUUUAUGAGGAAAUUUUACAUGGAAAAUGAUUCAAACCUAGUACAAGUUAAUAGGUUUUGUAGAUUCAGUCCAAAUAAUUUACACUGUUAAGCGCAUCAGUUAUUUUCUAACUAGGCAGGAUAUUUUUUCUUUUCCUUUAAAAAAAAUAACUUUUCAACCAAAGUGACCUGAAUGCUUAUUAGGAUGACCAACUGCUCUCAAAAUGUCUUGAUUGAUUGUCACAAAUUGUACUACCUGACAUGGGAAGUUGUGCCUA